Molecule: messenger RNA, 1312 nt
Organism: Eucalyptus grandis
Lineage: Eukaryota; Viridiplantae; Streptophyta; Magnoliopsida; Myrtales; Myrtaceae
Product: xanthine dehydrogenase 1-like
Exons: 3
Coding region: 88-636 (182 amino acids)
Molecular function (GO): iron ion binding; oxidoreductase activity
Source: RefSeq, a predicted model, not a curated record
UGUAAUCUAGUACUUUAAUGUGAGUAUGUAAAAGAGUUUAAGCAAGCUCACAGGAGGGAUGAUGAUAUUGCCAUUGUAAAUGCUGGAAUGCGUGUUUUUCUUGAGAAAAAAGAUGAUGAUCUGGUUGUUGCAGAUGCUUCAAUCGUUUAUGGUGGAGUGGCUCCUUUAUCUAUUGCUGCAAGGCAAACCAAAGAGUACUUGAUUGGAAAGACUUGGAAUCAGGAGCUUUUGCAAGGAGCUCUGGAAGUUUUGAGGAGUGACAUAAUCAUCAAGGAAGAUGCUCCGGGUGGGAUGGUUGAGUUUCGAAAGUCUCUAUCACUUAGUUUCUUUUUUAAGUUUUUCCUCUGGGUUUCUCAGGAGAUGGAUGAGAUGAGAUCCAUCAGGGAAGAGAUACCAUUGUCACAUAUAUCUGCCAUAAAACCAUUUGAAAGACCAUCUGCUGUUGGAAGUCAGGAUUACGAAAUUGUGAAGCAGGGGACUUCCGUGGGAUCCCCUGAGAUCCACCUUUCCUCAAGGCUACAGGUCACAGUUGAGGCGGAAUAUGCUGAUGACACACCCUUGCCGCCUGACGGUCUGAAUGCCGCGUUAGUGCUAAGCAGAAAACCCCAUGCCUGUAUAAUUUCGGUAGAUGCUUGAGGAGCGAAAUCUUCUCCUGGAUUUGCCGGCAUAUUUCUUGCAAAAGACAUCUCAGGAAAAAACGAGAUGGGGGUUGUUAUAUCAGACGAGGAGGCAUUCGCUUCAGAAUCUGUCACUUGCGUUGGCUAGGUAUAUCAUAGCAGUCAAUCUUUGUAUGUUGUACAUGUGCUUGGGACUCCCCCGAACAAAUCGAACUUAUGACUUAAACCGGGACCCUCAUAUUGAAAAUUCAAGAGUUAACCACCAGACUAGGAAAUGUUUUUACAGUUUUUUUACUCUUCCUUGCCACUUUGUAUGUGAAGUCUUCUUGUUUCCAUAUAUUUGUCGCAGGUUAUUGGGGUAGUUGUUGCCGAUACAUGAGAAUGCGAAACUAGCCGCAAGAAAGGUUCAUGUGGAGUAUGAAGAACUUUCGGCUCUCUUUUCAAUAGAAGAUGCCAUCAAAGCUGAAAGCUUUCAUCCAACACAGAAAGGUCUUUGCAAAAAGGUGACGUGGAUCUCUGCUUUCGGUCGGGCGAAUAUUACGAAGUCAUACAGGGGGAGGUUCAAGUGGCAGGUCAGGAACAUUUUUACUUGGAGACACAUUGCACCCUCAUAUGGACAGUGGAUGGCGGAAAUGAAGUCCACAUGCUUUCCUCCACUCAAUGCCCCAGGCACCAUCAAAAGACUGUUUGUUGCU